CCCUGACCUCGAAUGUCAAGACAAGCAGUGCGCCGUACUAUCAAAUCAUAUGGGAUGAUAACAGCAACAGCUUCGCAUUUCAUGUCUCAUUUGUAAGACAUACACUGAUGCUUAACAUAGAAACACAUAAAGAGCCUUCCUACACAUUUAGGGAUUCUCAACUUUAGCAAAGCUAUUCAAAGAAGUGAUUUGCUUACUGGACGAAAAUGUUAUGUCGACGAGCUGCUAUCUACCUAAAAGAAUAUCAGAGCCUAUCUUCCCGCUUUGCCAACACAUCAUGGACUGGUCACAGGGCAAAGAGUACAGCAAAGAUAAUUGAUGAAGAUGAUGUGCCACAAACUGGUGCUGCACUUUUGAGGAGUGAUCUCAACAGAGUCAAAAGGAUUGUGAUUAAAUUGGGUAGUGCUGUUAUUACAAGAGAAGAUGAGUGUGGUUUGUCUCUUGGCAGGUUUGGUUCCAUAGUUGAACAAGUUGCAGAGCUACAGAACCAAGGGAGGGAAAUGAUAAUUGUCACUAGUGGGGCUGUUGCCUUUGGUAAACAGAAAUUGCGUCAAGAAGCUGUUUUAUCAAUGAGCAUGAGACAGAAUCUAAGCAAUGUUGAAAGUGGGAUGCGACUGAGUGAAAGUAAUAAGGGAAAGCAAAGUGCUUGGAGUAAGAUUAGACCACCAUCUCUUGAGCCUAGGGCUUGUGCUGCAGCAGGACAGAGUGGCCUCAUGUCAUUGUAUGAUGCCAUGUUUCUUCAGUACGGUGUUAAAACAGCACAGAUUCUGUUGACAAAACCCGACUUUCAAGAUGAGCAUAGCCGAGAUAACUUGAGGGGUACUUUAAACGAACUUCUCAAACUGAAUAUCAUUCCUAUUGUCAAUGCUAAUGAUGCCGUAGCUCCACCACCAGAACCAGAUAUGGAUUUAGCUGGGGUGAUCAGUGUCAAAGACAACGAUAGCCUUGCAGCCCGUCUGGCAUCAGAAAUGAAAGCAGAACUUCUGAUCAUCAUGAGUGAUGUGAAUGGCCUGUACACUGCACCACCAGGAAUGCCAGACUCCAGACUUUUGCAUACAUACACUCCAGAGAUGGACCAGGUAGUCAUAGCUGGCAAGUCAAGAGUCGGCACUGGGGGUAUGGAUUCAAAGGUGAAGGCAGCAACAUAUGCCCUAGCAAGGAACUGCUCAGUGGUGAUAUGUAAUGGUUGUGAAGAGCACGCAAUCAUCAACAUUGUUAAAGGAAAGAAAGUUGGGACAUUUUUUACCAGGGCUCAAGCUAGGGGAACACCCACAGAACUGCAAGCCAGAUUAGCUCGUGAAGGAAGCAGAAGUUUGCAAGCCUUGUCUGGCAUGCAUCGUACUGCCAUUGUUAAUAAACUAGCCGAUCUCCUGCUGGAAAGGAAAUCUGAUAUUUUGGCGGCCAACCAACAAGAUGUUCAAGAGGCAUUUGCUUCAGGCAUGCAGCAGUCUGAAAUGGCGAGGUUGUAUCUCAGUGAACAAAAGCUGGAGACAUUAGCAGCAGGACUGAGGCAGAUUGGAGCCAACUCAAUCAAUGCUGUAGGAAAGGUUGUGCAGCGAACUCGUCUCACUGAUGGGUUAGAGCUAGAGAAGAUCGCUGUGCCGAUUGGUGUUUUAUUGGUCAUUUUUGAGUCUCGCCCAGAUGCAUUACCACAGGUUGCUGCCCUUUCAAUAUGUAGUGGAAACGGUCUUUUGCUGAAAGGGGGCAAGGAGGCCAAACACAGCAACAGAAUUCUGUUUUCUCUAGUACAAGAAGCUCUGGAACCUUUUGCACCAGUGGAUACAGUAGCUUUGGUGAGUAGAAGAGAGGAUAUAGCUGACCUCCUGCAGCUGAACCAGUAUAUUGAUUUGGUAAUACCCAGAGGAUCUCAGGAAUUAGUUACACGAAUCCAGCAAAUGACUCAGGGAAUUCCAGUACUUGGUCACAGCGAGGGAAUUUGUCAUGUGUACAUUGACCAGGAUGUGGACCCAGAAAUGGCAAUGCACAUUGUGAAAGAUUCAAAGUGUGAUUACCCUGCAGCAUGUAACAGCAUGGAGACUUUGCUGAUUCAUAAGUCACAUAGAGAAGGACCACUUUUUGAUAGAAUGUGUGAAAUGUUGAGGCUGCAAGGAGUGAAGAUCCAUGCAGGUCCAAAGCUAGGCCAGCUCCUCAAGUUUGGUCCAUCUGUUGCCGCAUCCAUGCGCACAGAGUACAGCUCAUUAGAGUGUGCCGUUGAAAUUGUAGAUGAUGUAGAUGAUGCAAUAAACCAUAUCAACACAUAUGGCAGCGCACAUACAGAUGCUAUUGUUACAAAUAAUGAGGAAAAUGCUCACCGCUUCUUUAAAAUGGUUGACAGUGCGUGUGUUUUUAAGAAUGCAAGUACAAGGUUUGCUGAUGGAUAUAGAUUUGGCCUAGGUGCCGAGGUAGGUGUGAGCACAUCUCGCAUUCAUGCACGUGGACCAGUGGGUCUGCAAGGUCUUCUCACCCACAAAUGGGUUUUGUCAGGCACUGGUCAGGCUGUAGGAGAUUUCACAUCAGGCAAGUUCAAAUAUACCCACCAGAACCUUCCAGUUACAGAGGAGCCUGCCAACUCAUGAUUUAUUACAAUAGUAGAAUACAUAAACAAUGAAUGAAUGACAUUAGGACCAGACUUGUAAUAAAAAUAGUAAAUAAAUGAGAUUAAUCAUGGUAAAUGAUACUUAGCACAGAGAUAAAAUUAAUUAAAGAAUUAAGUUAAAUUAUCGGCACAAGAUUUGAUAAAAUGUAAUCUUUCUAGAAUUCCUGAUUUUUUUUUCUUAUGGAAAACAAUAAUAUUAACUCAAUUUUCUGAGUAAUGAUUUUAGGGUAAUUCUAAUCAGUCAUAAUUAAUAGAAAAAAAAUUACUGUAUUUAGCAAAAUAAUAAUUCAUGUACAUAAAAAAGGUGAAGAGUAGAAAGUAAGUUUUAAAACCAUUCUUAACAAAUGAGUAUUAAUUUUAAAAAAACCAACAAAUUACUGCUCAGGUUUUCCUGAAUGAUUUUAUUUGGUAAGUAUUUGAUGUUAUUUAAAAAAAACUUAUUUUUUGUUGCUUGUGAAAUUAAUAAAGUAGCUGUCUCAGGAGCCUAGCCAUGGCCAUUCACAAUCUUUAAAAAGUUUCAGUGGGAAAUCUUAAGAAAAAUAUUAAGCUAAAUUUAUAUUUUCACAAGAUAAACUGCUAACUCUGACAGGUGAAAACAAUUACUAGCGUUAAAUGUUAAUUGUUGAUAAUUUGCUUUAUUUACCAUUUGAGUAUUUUUGUAUACAGUUGUUUCAUUUUACUGAAGGAAUUCUUCUUUGGAUUUUUUUUUUGUUUGUUUGAUGUCCAUUCAUAUUUAAAACUACACAACAGAAAAUGUUUUAUUGAACAGAAAACACUUGACCCAUUACAUUAUUUGAGCUAGUUUUGUAAAAAGAAAAUUGUAUAAAAAUUCCUUUUAUACUUUAAAGAAAUAAUUUAAUACCUUAGGUGUUCAGAAACCCAAGCUUUUUUAGUGGCAGGUCUGUUUUGUAAAAUUAUUUUAAAUGUCAGCAAUACUUAAAAUUUUGAAUUAAAACUAGCGUUGUUCUUCACAUUAUGUAAUUAAGGCUACAUUUGUCGCACAUUUUAUGGCUGAACUAGUGUAUAGAUGUUUGUAUGUACAGAGUAUUUUUGUUUACAAGUCACCCUGGUGGAAACAUUUCUAUUUCUUCACCAAUUCAAGAUGUUUGUUUCACUUUUUCAUAAACUCCAGGCAUUUGUUUCAGUUGGUUAUUAAUUCAAGAGUACUUAUAAUGUAUAAUAGAAUAAUCAACUGUCAUCCAUUGCUAACUUAUAGUGGGUUGUCUGUAAUAGUUCGCCAUCUUACCCUGGAAUGAAUAUAAAGACUUUCGUCACUUAAUUGUACCAUUAUGUUGACAUACAUUUAUCAUUUGUUUAUAUACAUGCAUGUUGACGCAAGUCAAAAGGUGCCUUGUUUGUCUUAGACAUUUGAACUCGACAAAUUACAUAAUAAAACACUGUGCUGUUUUAACUCUGCUGUGUUGAUUAAAUUUAUUUUGUUAAAACUUCGA
This is a messenger RNA of Physella acuta, 4047 nucleotides long. RefSeq names its product delta-1-pyrroline-5-carboxylate synthase. Gene Ontology annotation, molecular function: glutamate-5-semialdehyde dehydrogenase (NADP+) activity; glutamate 5-kinase activity; ATP binding. The record is from RefSeq and is a predicted model, not a curated record. NCBI's taxonomy places the organism in Eukaryota, Metazoa, Mollusca, Gastropoda, Physidae. Gene Ontology annotation, cellular component: mitochondrion; cytoplasm.